Molecule: messenger RNA, 1361 nt
Organism: Armigeres subalbatus
Lineage: Eukaryota; Metazoa; Arthropoda; Insecta; Diptera; Culicidae
Exons: 1
Coding region: 39-1361 (440 amino acids)
Molecular function (GO): zinc ion binding; nucleic acid binding
Source: RefSeq, a predicted model, not a curated record
UGCAAAUUAAAAACCAACCAACGAGCAGAGCUUAUUUGAUGAACAGUUCUAAUUUCCCCCGUAUGGGGGAAAACCCCGGCGGUGUAGCCGGGGAAAAAAUUAUGGUAAUGGAAAGGAUGGAGGAGGGGAAAAGCUUCCAUGGAGUGUCCCCAGUAUUAGUGGAGAAAACAAUCCAGAGCCACUGUGGGACAAUAAUUGCGGCUAAAAAAACGAGAGAAGGAAAAAUAUUUGUAACAGUGAGGAAUGAAAGUCAGGCCAAAAACCUGGCUAAAAUUGAAAAACUAGUGGACGGAAUUACGGUGAAGAUUUAUGAACAUAAAUCAUUGAACUCCUGCAAAGUGGUAGUGUUCUGCCGAGAUGUGAAAAACGAUACGGACGACGCAAUUCGAGACAUGUUGUCAGAUCAAGGCGUGUUAAAUGUAAAGCAAAUUACGAAGGGCGCGGAGGACAAUAAAAUUCCUACCGGCAUUUUCGUGAUAACCGUGAAAGGAACCAGGCCACCUAAAGAAUUUAAAUUGGGUUACCUCCUCUUGCAGACAAGACCAUGGUACCCUAACCCGCUAAGGUGUUUCAAGUGUCUCAAGUUUGGACAUACUAGCAUUAGCUGCCCGGUCAAGGAUAAAAAGUGCAGUAGGUGCAGUGAAGUCUACCAUGAAGAAUGUGGCAACGUAGCAAAAUGUAUUAAUUGUGGUGGUGGGCAUGGUGCAUUUUCCAAAGAGUGCCCAGUUCUGCAAAAAGAAAAAUCUAUUACGAAAGUGAAAGUGGACAGAAACAUUUCGUUUUGGGAAGCCAGAAACAUUGUUGAAUCAGAGAGCAAAACAGCUUACUCAGAUACAGUGAUAUCAUCAGUUGAAGAAGAUGUUAAAAAACUUACUAAUGAAAACAAAGCCUACGUAGCUAAAAUCAACGAGCUAAAUGAAGAGAAGAAAAUGUAUGCUGACACCUUGAAAGCUAAAAUGGAAGUACAAUUCGAGACAAAGCUCAUGCAAUACAAAGAAGAAUUGAUCAAAUGUUGCCAGGAAAAUGAAAAAAAAGUGACGGAAAUGCAAACAAAAAUUGAGGAAAUGCAGGAGACGUUAGACUCAGUUCACAAAGCAUACAAGGAAGAAAAAUAUAGAAGAAAAAUUGCAGAAAAAGAGGCGGAAAAACUCAAAGAAGAUUGCAACAAGCUCAAAAACCUAUUGAAAUCAUACCAACAAAAAAUAGCCCCCAAACACACAAGGAGUCUGGAUAACACCUUGCUCUCACCACCUAGGAAGAAAAAAGGAAACACAUCAAUGCAACCAUGUGAACAGAUGGAGUUUGUUGAAUCGGAUUCAGAACAAUCCAUAGGAUCUACCCACCAUGACGAUAAUAUGUAG